Molecule: messenger RNA, 1769 nt
Organism: Hippocampus comes (tiger tail seahorse)
Lineage: Eukaryota; Metazoa; Chordata; Actinopteri; Syngnathiformes; Syngnathidae
Product: cytochrome P450 3A30-like
Exons: 13
Coding region: 81-1574 (497 amino acids)
Molecular function (GO): steroid hydroxylase activity; iron ion binding; heme binding
Source: RefSeq, a predicted model, not a curated record
AUUGCCUGCGCGUUCUGAAGUUGAAUUCAAGGGUUACUUCCUGGUUUUGACAUUCUGGAGUGCGUUCGUCAAGCAAUGCAAUGUUCCCUUUUGACAUUUUUUCGGCGACAACAUGGAUUUUAGUAGCUCUAUUUUUCGCGUUGCUUCUACUGUAUGGUGUGUGGCCCUAUGGACACUUCAAAAAGUUAGGAAUACCAGGACCGAGGCCACUUCCCUUUGUCGGCACAAUGUUAUUUUUCAGAAAGGGCUUCAUUGCUGCUGAUCGGGAGUGUCACAUUAAGUAUGGAGAUGUGUGGGGGUUGUUUGACGGCAGAACUCCGGUGUUGUUGGUGACGGAUCCCGAGAUCAUCAAAGCGGUGAUGGUGAAGGAUUGCUACACUGUGUUCACCAACCGCAGGGACACACUUGCGUUUGGAGCAUUGGCUGACGCCAUCACAGCUGUGAAAGAUGAAAGAUGGAAAAGGAUACGCAGCUCGGUGUCACCAUGCUUCACGAGCGGAAGGCUGAAGCAGGUGUUCCCCCUGGUCACUCGAUCGACGGAACGACUGGUGGAGAGUCUGGCCACAAAGGACCUGAACCAACCCGUGGACAUCAAACAAUUCUUUGGGCCAUACAGUUUGGACGUGGUGACCAGCGCGUCCUUUAGCGUUGACACCGACUCCAUCAACCGUCCGGAUGACCCCCUCGUUGCUCACCUCAAGAAGAUUAUGAACUUCAGAUUGUGGCCGAUAAUGUUACUGCUGCUUUUCCCUGCUAUGGCUAAGCUGUGCAAGUUGUUAAAGGUGGACUUGAUGCCCAAAGCCAGCACCGAUUUUUUCUUCAACAUCAUAAAGAAAUUUAAAGACCAGCAUCACACAGAGCAGUCGAGUCACGCAGACUUCCUACAGGUGCUGACCCAGCACGAAAUACCAGAGUCGGAUAUAAAGAGUGAACACGAGCAGCCGAGUAAAGGGUUGACAGAAAAGGAGAUCCUCUCGCAAGCUUUCAUUUUCAUCUUUGGGGGUUUUGAGACCACCGCCACCACUCUAACGUACAUCCUGUACAACAUCGUCACCCACCCGGAGGCCAUGAGGACCCUGCAAGAGGAGAUUGACGCCAACGUUCCCAAAGAUGGUUCCAUUUCAUACGAGACACUGCAAGGUAUGGAGUACCUGGACAACGUGGUCAACGAGUCACUGCGCAUCAUUCCGCCGGCGCCUCGGCUCGAGCGCAUGUGCAAAAAGACCAUCGAGCUUGGCGGUCUCACCAUCCCAGAGGGGACCCUGGUCACCGUUCCCGUGACGGUGGUCCACAAGGACCCCCGCUAUUGGAAGGACCCAAAUACCUUCCGACCAGAGAGGUUCAGCAAAGACAGCGGUGAAGAGGUGCACCCCUACGCCUACAUGCCCUUUGGCCUGGGCCCUCGCAACUGCGUGGGGAUGCGUUACGCUCUGCUCACCGUAAAAAUGGUCCUGGUCCGCCUGCUGCAAUGCUACAACGUGGAGACAUGCAAAGACACCAUGAUUCCUCUGGAGUUUAACUGGAAGUUUCAGCCAGUCAAGCCAAUCAAAUUAAAGUUUGUGCCCAGAGAGUAGGCCGGAAAUGGGAAGGAAUGUAAAAGCUACCCAGAUAUAUGCUACAGUACAUAUACCAGCCAAUGGAGGGCGCUGACAGCUACAAAACUGCAUAUGUGUAUUUUGCUUAAUUUUUGCAUUUCAUUUAUCCAGUUGAUGGACAUAAAGUUGACGUAAAGAUUAUGUACCAUCCAUUAUCCAAACACUUACUCUCAC